AUGGACGAAAAGCGCCAUUUGGCACAACUGACCAAGGAUGGCUUCAAUCUCGGCAUGCCUAUUCUUAUGGAUGGAUUGGAUGAUCGAGUGGACGAUUUGUACGGUGGCAUGCCCGUGAGCUUGUACGUCAUUGACAAAGAUGGCAUUGUUCAAUUUCAGGGGCUGGUAGGUCCUAUUGGAUUCAGUGUGGAAGCAUGGGAGAAGGCGAUUCAAAGGCUUGUCCCAGCAAGUGACCAGUAA
This is a messenger RNA of Seminavis robusta, 240 nucleotides long. Lineage: Eukaryota; Bacillariophyta; Bacillariophyceae; Naviculales; Naviculaceae. The record is from the annotation of a GenBank genome assembly.